AUGCGCGUCCCCGCGUGCAAGAAGAAGACGAUCGAGCAGAUCUACCAGAAGAAGACGCAGCUGGAGCACAUACUGCUGCGGCCGGACACGUACAUAGGCAGCGUCGAGAAGCAGAGUCAGUCGCUGUGGGUGCACGACGGGCGCGCGAUGGUGCAAAAGACCGUGGGCGUGGUGCCCGGGCUUUUCAAGAUAUUCGACGAGAUUCUGGUGAACGCGGCGGACAACAAGGCGCGCGACCCCCGCAUGGACUGCGUGCGCGUGGCGGUGGACGUGGAGGACAACAGGAUUCAGGUGUGGAACAAUGGUGAAGGCAUCCCGGUGGAGGUGCACAAGGAAGAGGGGGUGUACGUCCCGGAGCUGAUCUUCGGACAUCUCCUGACCAGUUCCAACUACGAUGACAAGGAACUCAAGGUGGUUGGAGGCCGCAAUGGCUAUGGAGCCAAGCUUGCCAACAUCUUCUCGACAGAAUUCAUAAUCGAGACCUGUGAUGGCCAUCGUCGCAAGCACUACAGGCAGCGCUUCUCUGCCAACAUGAGUGCCAAAGAGGCGCCGAUCAUCAAGUCCUGCAAGGCCAGCGAGAAGUGGACGAGCGUCACCUUCCGCCCCGACUUGCAGAAGUUUGGGAUGGCUUGUUUAGAGGAGGAGACUGUUGCACUGAUGCGCAAGCGGGUGUAUGACAUCGCAGGGGUGUUGGGCAAGACGGUUAAGGUCUAUUUCAACGACGACAGGAUUCCUGUGAGGAGUUUUGAUGACUAUGUUGACAUGUUCCUGGGUCCCAAGGAUGAGGGCGCACCACGUGUCUCCCAGAAGAUAAACGACAGAUGGGAAGUGUGCAUCAGCACCUCAGAAGGGCAGUUUCAGCAGGUCAGCUUCGUGAAUGCGAUUUCCACAUCAAAAGGCGGGACCCAUGUCAACCAUGUUGUGGACCAGAUCACCAAGACCAUUACUGAAAAGGUAAAAAAGAAGAACAAGAACGCCAGUGUCAAGCCGUUUAUGGUGAAGAACCACCUUUGGGUGUUCGUCAAUUGUCUGAUAGAGAAUCCUGCAUUCGAUUCCCAGACUAAGGAGCUGAUGACCUCCAAGGUGUCGAGCUUUGGUUCCAAGUGUGAGCUACCAGGUCCCUUCAUUGACAAAGUGGCCAAGAGUGGUGUUCUGGACAGUGUCCUGUCAUAUGCAAACUACCGUGAGGCAAAGGAACUAAAGAAGACCGAUGGGAGCAAGCGCAGCAGAAUCACUGGGAUUCCCAAGCUGGAUGAUGCCAACGAUGCGGGCACCAGAAAUUCUGACCGCUGCACGCUAAUAUUGACGGAAGGAGACUCAGCCAAGACGCUGGCCAUCAGUGGUCUGAGUGUCGUUGGCAGGGACAGCUACGGGGUUUUUCCGCUCAGGGGCAAACUGCUGAAUGUGCGGGAUGCAAACAUGACGUCUGUGACCAACAAUGCUGAGAUUAGCAACAUAAAGAAGAUCCUUGGGCUGCAGCAUGGCAAGAAAUACCAUGAUACAAAUGGACUUCGUUAUGGACACCUGAUGAUAAUGACCGAUCAGGACCAUGAUGGCUCCCACAUCAAAGGUCUCAUCAUGAACUUCAUCCAUCAUUUCUACCCAUCGCUCUUGAGGAUGCCAGGUUUUCUCCAGGAGUUUAUAACACCCAUCAUUCAGGCGACAAAGGGCAGCCAGACCAUGACAUUCUACACCAUCCCUGAGUAUGAAACUUGGAAGGAGACCCUCGGGGGAUCAACCAAAGGCUGGAAGGUCAAAUACUACAAAGGUCUGGGAACCUCCACUUCCAAGCAAGCGAAGGAGUACUUUGCAGCCCUUGACGAGAACAGGAAGGACUUCUUGUGGACAGGGGAUGAAGAUGAUGCUGCGAUCGAAAUGGCAUUCUCUAAAAAGAAGGUUGAGGAGCGCAAGCAGUGGCUCCAGGGAUACCAACCUGGCACCUACCUGGAUCACAGCCAGCCUGAAAUCGGAUACAGUGACUUCAUUCACAAGGAGUUGAUUUUGUUUUCCCGUGCAGACCUGGAGCGCUCCAUACCUUCAAUGGUGGAUGGGCUGAAACCUGGCCAAAGGAAAAUCCUCUACUGCUGCUUCAAGAGAAACCUCCAGAACGACAUCAAGGUUGCCCAGCUGUCUGGCUACGUCUCCGAGCACUCAGCAUACCACCAUGGCGAGCAGAGUUUGCACAUGACCAUCAUCGGCCUUGCACAGGACUUUGUGGGUUCCAACAACAUCAACCUGCUGGUCCCAUCAGGCCAAUUCGGCACACGUCUGCAAGGUGGCAAAGACUCCGCCAGCCCAAGGUACAUCUUUACACGCAUGUCCAAGCUCACUCGGCACCUCUUCAAUGAGGACGAUGACAAGCUGCUGAAGUAUCAAAAUGAAGAGGGUCAAAUUAUCGAACCAGAGUGGUACAUGCCCAUCCUGCCCACUGUCCUGGUGAAUGGCGCAGAGGGUAUCGGAACGGGUUGGAGCACUUAUAUACCCAAUUACUCCCCCCGCGAAAUUGUGCAUAAUUUGAAGCUGCUGCUGCAGGGCCAGGCCCCUGUUCCAAUGAUUCCAUGGUACAAGGGAUUCAAGGGGAGCAUGGAAGAGACAGCAUCCAAAACCCUUGGGAAGACAUAUAUCAAUGGAGGGAUCAUCAGCGAGGUCGAUGAUACCACUCUGGAGAUAACUGAGCUGCCCAUCAGAAAGUGGACUCAAGACUACAAGGAGUUUCUUGAGGGUUUAACCAAACCUGCAGAAGGACACUCCUCUGCACUGCUAACUGACUACAAGGAGCACCACACUGACACCACUGUACACUUUCGCCUGUCCCUCACUGAGCAUAACCUGAGGCAGGCACAUGCUGAGGGACUGCACAACACAUUCAAACUGACCUCAAAGAUAUCUACUGGGAACAUGAUGCUUUUCGACCCCAGUGGGAAGAUCAAGCGCUAUGAGUCGCCUGAGCUCGUGCUCAUGGAGUUUUUUGAGAUGCGCAUCAAAUUCUAUGGCAACCGGCAGAAGUUCUUGCUCAAGAUGGCAGAUGCCGAUCUGCUACGCAUCAACAACAAGGUUCGUUUCAUCUUGGCUGUGGUUGAAGGCGAUUUGGUGAUCAACAAUAGAAAGAAGAAGGACAUCGAGACGUAUCUUGAUCAUCAUGGCUACGACAGAUUGCCCAAGUCGUCAAGGAAAGUGCGGCAUGCAGAAGAAUUAGAUGAAGGGGAGGAAGGGGAAGAUGGCCACACUGGCGAUGCCAACAAUUUCGACUACUUGCUGUCGAUGGCGAUUUCUAGCCUUACGAUGGAGAAGGUCGAGGCCCUGAAGGCAGAGGCACUGGAACAGGCAGCUCGUGUGAACAAAUUGAGGAACACCACUCCUGAGGAGAUGUGGAACGCGGACCUUGACAACUUUCUGGAGGCCCUAGAGGUGGUGGAGGCUGAAGAGCUUGCAGCACAGGAGCUCCUUGCACAGCAGCAAUGCAGAGCAGGAAACAAGGGCAGAAAAGUCCUGAAGAAGCCUCGUCCACUGGCGAAGCCUCGGCCCACAGCAAGUGCAGCAGCCACUUCAGUUGGAACAUCUGCCCUUGGAAGUCGAUACAAGCAACCCCCCAAUCUGCCAACAGCAUCUGCCGCAGAGAAGUCGAAAGCAAAGGCUCGUGUGACAACAGCCGCCGGCAAGAAAGCAGGGCCGACAACAGCCAGCAUCACCACAGCCCCUGUGAGCAUGUCCAUUGACAUCACGGAGGCCUCCAAAGGCAGGAAGGCCCAAAGGAGGACAAGCGAGGAGGACUACCAGCCCACUUUCAGCGAGCGGAUUCAGGGACGACUGCAGCAGAUGACUUUGGACACUGAGCAGCCCACAAGGGAGAGAACCGGCAGGGCCGCAUCGCAAGCGGCCAGCAGGAGAAUGGCAGCCACCAUCGAAAUAUCAGACGAAGAUGAGGAGAGUGAGGACAAAGAGGACGAGUUCCUGCCGAGCAGUGAAUCAGAUGGGGAGCCCGAAGUGCGGUCUCCAUUGCCACCCACGCUGCACUUCAGUGGGCGUAGCAUGCCAACAACGCAACCCUCCGUCGACGUGGAAAUGAUUGAUGUGGAGGAGACAAAGCAGAAGCUGCCUGCUUCAAAGCCUGGUCGCUCAAAGGAGACAAAGCAGAAGCUGCCUGUUUCAAAGCCUGGUGGUUCAAAGCCAAAAGUCAUGGCACCGGCACAGCCACCAGUGUCAACAAAUACGGCAGCUGACGGCGGCACAGUCCGCAAGCGAAAGCAAAAGGCAGCAGCCUCCACGCAUGGAGCCUCAGUGUCCAAAGGAACCACGAAUGGGAGUGCAGCAUCCCAAAGGGGGAAUGCGACAAAAGGCAAGCGGAAGACCAAAGUGGUUUUGGAGUCUGAGGAAGAGGACGACUCUCCUGAAGAGCAAGCUCACGACCUCUAUACUUUUGACUUAGUGUCUCCUGAACCAAAGGGCAAAGUUCGCAAGAUGCGGCCUUCCCCAUUCCACAAGAAGUCAGGCCUUCCCAAAGAUGUGCAGAACCUAGAUCCCGAUGUGUCGGCUAUUGGGGGCCCCUCCAGACCACGAAGGACCACAGCCAAAGUAACUUACAUCAUCUCAUCGGACAGCGAGAACGACUCUGCUUCAGCCGAAGACAAGGACUGCAGCUACAGUGACAGUGGCUGA
This is a messenger RNA of Ostreobium quekettii, 4656 nucleotides long. The record is from the annotation of a GenBank genome assembly. NCBI's taxonomy places the organism in Eukaryota, Viridiplantae, Chlorophyta, Ulvophyceae, Bryopsidales, Ostreobiaceae.